GAAGAAUACGCUUGAAAUAUGAUACAGGAUAUCUCUGUAAGUGGAGUGAAGUACAGCUGCCUUUCUAGGAUCUUCCUUUAUACUGAACUUCAAGUAUUGAAACAAUAUGUUUAGCCCAUGAAAUAUAUAAUUGUCUAAAAGCUUUCCUUUGUCACUCUUUUCUGGCUUUAAGCUGUAAAGUGCAGAAAUUUGCUCCAGUACAGUAUGUGAAGUCCUGCAUUUUAUAUACAAAGUAAUCUAGGACACUUGACAGUUUUUUUAGUUUUAAUUCUGAGUACUUUAAACUGUGGCAUCUUAAGCACUAACUUUUCUAUGACUGCAAAUCUCUGAAAGGUCUUGCAGCUGCAGGUUGUAAGAUGGCCUCUAAACAUACUGUUCUAAUUAUCUUAACUAUUUAGCAGCUAAAUUAGCAUUCCAGUGUCCACAGAACUCAAGAAUUGAAGUAUUGAAUGGGCUCAUUUAAAAUGUACUAUAGAACAAAAGAGGUUGAAAUGGCACAGGCUUGUGUCAGAAUUCUACAGUUCAACAUCUUUUGUUCUAUAGAACAUAUGUGCGCUAAAUAUUUUGGAAUCCAUUUGAACCUUUUAUUCAUUUGAACCUCCUUAUUAAGAGACAUUCGUAUUAGUGUACCUAAUUAAGAAAGAUACCCAUUUGUAAAGGCUGUAACCAAGAUAAUCACAAAUGAAAAAGUUACCAGUAGACUUAGAUAUUUUUUAAUUGAAGAAAUUAUUUAAUCUCAUCACUUAGGUUACACUUCUGAAGUUCGUUUAAACUAAUCAAAACAUUUUCUGUUUGUCAUAGAUUUGUUACUGAACUUGUUUUUAUGUCAUGUAUUGGGUAGCCUUUUAUCUGCAGAACUUACAUCACUUACUUAGGGGUUCAACCUCACUAACACUUUGCUUUGUCUUUCCCUUACCUGGUCCGUUAUUUUAGUGUUGAACUGUAAAUUCUGUCUUUCUGCUUAUUUGUAUAUUGCCAUUCUUUACAUAACUGAAAGCUUUCACAGGUUUGAGAAUUGUCCUUUAAAAGUUACAUUCUUAUGAGACUAAAUUUAAAUGUGCAACUACAGAAGUUUGGAUACUCUAAUGUUUUAAGAGUUCAUUUUUUAAUGAGUAUAAAACUGAAUGCAGACAGUUACUGUGUUUUGUACCUUCUUUGAAUUUUACCAUAUCUGAUUUUAGUGGUUGUAUAUUGCUUUUCCAGUGACACCAAUAAUAUACCAGAGAUCAGUGUUCUAGGAUGUUUAUAGUUUUUCCAUAUUACAGUGAUCUUUAGGAAUAUGCAGAUUUAUCGACCCCUAGUGGGGUUGUUGGGAAAUGGUUGCUAAUUUAAUAAGUGCUAAAUGAAAAAUUUGCGUAUUUUUCAAUGCUGUAUUUGUUUCAAUGCUCUUUUCCUUCUCUUUACAGCUGGAUUAGCUCUCGAUUUUUUUUCUGGCAUUCUCUACAUCUGCAGAAGUACCUAUUGCAGCAACUUCUAUUAGCAAAACACUCCCAAAACAUGUAGCUAGACAUCAGCAUUUUAAUGAACACUUGUAGCUGUAGCUGCAUAUUUUAAAAUUAUAUUUGUAAUUAUAUAGCAGAAAUUUAAAAAAAGAGGUCUUUUGUGCCAUGUAAGGUGGGCUUAUUUUAAAGUAGCUAGAAAAGCUACUUCUUGAGUCAUGUGAUACUACUUAAAUGAAUUAAAGGAAAUUCUAAAUCACCUACUCAAAUUUGACUGACCUCUUAGUGCUUAUUAAAUGAUUGUAAUUUAUUAGUAGUAACCUGAAUGCUUCAGUUUCUUAAACCAAUCACUUAAUAUAGUAGUUGUAAAACAGCAUGUAAAAUAUUGCAUUACUAGCAGACUUUAAUUUUAAAUGGGUCUAGUGUUUUUAAUCAUUUAGUUGAAACUAUAAUUUUCUGGGAGAUGAAAUUAUCUCCUAACUGUGCUAUGAAAGUUUCUUACAGGCAUUUUUUUCACAUAAAUUACUAUCAAAGUACUGAAUAAUGAAUUCACAUACAACUGUUUAAUUAGCAAUAAUAAAUGAAGAUAAAUAGCUCAAUAAUUAAACUUAAUUUUAACUUCACUAUAAUGUGUUUCCAAAUAUCAGAAUCAGAAACUAGGGAGUACUGUAAUUUAUUUUUCUAUGCAAGUUUGACACAAGAAAUAAAUAUUAAAUAUUUUUAAAAUAACUUCCUUUUUUUUUAGAUUUUGUACAUUUAUUUUUGUAGGCUUUAAGUAGUAAAGCAGUGUUUUUACCAGUUAAACUAUGAAAUGCUCCUUUGAAUUUUAGGUAUUUUUAAAGUUGUUAAGAGAAAGUCAAAUUUUUUUUUUGCAUUUGCUGAUAUUUAUUAUUGUGCUUAUUGCAUAAGCCACAUUAUUUAAAGUCAAACUUGCACAGCAGUCGAAAAUGUCAAAAAGACCUCAGAUUCAUGUUUUUGUGGGAGCACCCCGUAUUCCAGGCCCACUGGAGGUGUUAGAGCAAAGUAGUUCAGCCCCUACUGCUGAAAAAUGGAGAGAGCUGCACUAUUUGUGUGAUGCACAUGGUCUUUUUUCUGAAAAAGUCCAAGGUGCUGCUGACCCCUCAGUGUUCCAGGCAGGAAACUCCGUAGUCAGAGCAGUUCCUACAAGGGAUGGCAGCGCUCAGCAGUCUGAACAGGGAAGGUCAGUGGCAGCAAAAGAAUGUUUGACAUCUCUUGUACCCAUGGCAGUAAGUUGUGCCAGCACACCUGAAGAGACCAAAAGUUUCGCUUCUUCUGAUUGUCAGAUAUCUAAAGAUAGAUACACACCUGCAAAUGUAAAUCAGGCUGCAGAUCAACACCUUCCACAGAACUUUACAGAAUCAGCUGGACAAGACGAACCAUCACGUAGCUGCUGUUCAGACCUCACGGAGAGAAAAGCCGGUGGUUCGGAGAUGAACGGUGCUGACAUUUCCCAGUUGGUUGCCAGUACGAAGCAGAUCAGCAUAAAUCUGUCUGUGGGACUGCAGUCAGGUGACAGAAGUGAUCAUCAUGAACAUCUAGGUCAAUAUCUGGAUAUGGUUUUCCAAAAAAGUCAAGAGUCAAAACCAAAAGAACCAAACGAUUGUUCAAACUUAGCAGUGUCAACAGACACGGAAUUUCGUAGUGUAGUGACAUCAAGUCAGAUGGCUGUUCUUGCACAGGAGCGGAGUGAGAUGCUGGAAAGAAUCAUAGAACUGUCAGAAACAGAAGCAGGCAAAAAACCUGAAGAAAGGCAGUAUGAUCACUUGCUAUUUGAUUCUGGUGUUGGAACGUGUACUAAUGUGGCUGAAAAUGAAUAUAAGGAAGUGUAUACAAACUCUCUUGAUCUUUUCAGUUCUGAGGAUGAUGGGAAAAAUGUUAGUUUUGACGCUACAAAACAAGAAGGAAGUGCUCAGGAAAACACAGGGAAAUUACAAGAAAUUGAAGUUCCUGCUGAGCACUUGGUAAAUGAAAUCCAUAUUGAACCAUUGAACUCUGGGAUAUUGUGCUCUCAAGUGGACUGUUCUCAUAAGAACUCCUCUAAAAGACCCCGCAAGUGUGAAGAUUCCUUUCAUCUUUUUCACUCAGCAUUUAAAAGGCAACUGGUAUCCAAGAGAGCUAAAUUGAAUUCUUCUCCACCUGGUCCUGGUACUAGAGUGGAUCAAGAGAAGAUGACAGAGUUCAAGAAACUUCAGAAGAAACUAUCAUCACUUAAGAAUUGCUGCUGCAAAAAUCAAAAGUACAAUAUUUUGGUCACAGUAGUACAUCCUUGUCAUAUCAAAGAAAUACAAGUAAAGACUAGACCAAAAUCUCCAUGUAAAGUUCCUGUAGCAACAAUUGUUGUUAUUGACCAGUCAGAAACUGAGAGAAAGGUGGUGCUGUGGCGUGGUGCUGCAUUUUGGUCCCUCACUGUGUUUCCUGGGGAUGUUGUACUGCUUACAGAUGUAAUAAUGUAUGAGAAUCUUUGGUGUGGAGAAAUCAUGCUUCAAUCUACAUUUACCAGUCAGUUACUGAAUCUGGGGAACUGCUCAACUCUCAAUCCAGAAGAAUUUUAUCCUGUAGUGGAUUGUGAUGUUCUCCGUGGCUUAUUGGCGUACAUAUCAUCAGAAUUUCCACACUUCAGAGACAUUCCACGAAGACAAGUUCAGAGACUGGAUAGUGUUCAGUAUAUGCAGCUAGAUGAGCUCCAGCCAAACACAUUGGUGCACUCAAUCCUGAAAAUUAUCGACAUUGCUGUAUUAACAGAAUCUGUGUAUAGCUACAAAGGUGGCAGGCAAAUAAAAAUUAUUCUAACAGUAGAACAGAACAGAGAUCAACGCUAUAGGAUGGUUCUGUGGGGAGCAGGGGCUGCCUGGUGCCCUCAGCUUCAAAGGAAAAAAGAUCACAUAUGGGACUUCAAAUACCUUCUGGUCCAACGUAGUUCUGUCUCAGGUGACUUGGAACUGCACACAACUCCAUGGUCAUCCUGUGAGUGCUUGUUUGAUGAUGACAAAAGGGCAAUUGAAUUUAAAGAAAAGUUUCAGAAAAGCCAAACAUCCCUCAUGCAGUUGACAAAGCUCUCUGCACACUUGGAGGAAAAAUGCUCAGGAGUGAUUCAAGUGAAAGCCCAUAUCUUAGAAUUGAAGUUUACCAUUUCAACUGGUCAGUACAAGCAACUCAUCUUCUGUGCUGACACUUCACUGGAAUGUGUUUUGGCUUCUCUGCCUAUGAUUACAUAUUCAGGUUGUGCCAAAUGUGGUUUGGAACUGCAGGCAGAUGAGAACAUGAUCUACAAGCAAUGUAUUAGAUGUUUGCCAUACAACAAAGUAAAAACAUUCUACAGACCUGCUUUGAUGACAGUAGAAGAUGAAGGAUAUGAAAUUUAUGUUCAUGUCGUGUCUGAGUUGAUGGAAAAAAUCUUCCUCAAUAUUCCUGCAGACUGGCUGAACAGAUUACUAGUGCCCUCCUCAGAUAUAACCUACAGCACAGUAGUAGCAGAUCUGUGUCAUUCGCUGCUGACAGAUACAGAAGCAUCCUAUUUGUUGGAAAUCAGGAGCCAUUUUGUGCUAGAUGAGAACAGCUACCCUUUGCAAAAGGAUUUCCAUCUGCUAAAUUUUCAUCCUGAUCUUUGAAGUAUUGACCUCUGCAGUAACUGAGUAAUAAAGACCGUAAGAACACACAGAUGGUAAUCAGAAGAAACAUGAGUUAGGUGAAGGAAGCAAAUAUCUUAAAAAAGUUACAAUAAAGGACUUUAGUCUUAACUUACGAAAAAAGCAAAACCACCUAAAGGACUGAUAUGGAAUAUGUGCUAAUAGUAUAUACUGCUGCUGUAAUAUUGGUGAAUUGUCAUAAAGUAUAUUUUUAUACCUGUAUUUUUAUCUUAAUAAACUCUUCCUGG
Neopelma chrysocephalum (saffron-crested tyrant-manakin) is the source of this 5334-nucleotide messenger RNA. It is a transcript of the gene SHLD2, whose product is annotated as shieldin complex subunit 2. The coding region runs from base 2387 to 5068 and encodes 893 amino acids. Lineage: Eukaryota; Metazoa; Chordata; Aves; Passeriformes; Pipridae. Gene Ontology annotation, biological process: regulation of double-strand break repair via homologous recombination. Gene Ontology annotation, cellular component: site of double-strand break; nucleus. The transcript has 8 exons. The record is from RefSeq and is a predicted model, not a curated record.